GCUGGCAGGAUGGGGACUGCAGCAGUGUCUCCUGCACCCAGAGUGUCUUGCUGUGUUUUGGGGCUCACCACUGCAGGCUGAAGUCAUCAAAAAGAGACUGAAAUCCUAGAGAGGGACAACUUGCAAAAAGCAGAGCUCUCCACUACUGUAGAUGGGGCGCUGGAUAUGCUGCCUUUGCUCCAGAGCUGCAGACCCAUUGAUGCUGCUCCUGGUUUUGGCUCUGGGCUGUGACCCUUCCACAGCAGCAGCAGCUUCUCCGCCUGUGCCCCACGUCAAACCCAACUACAGUUUUGGCCGGACUUUCCUGGGACUUGAUAAAUGCAACGCCUGCAUUGGGACAUCCAUAUGCAAGAAGUUCUUUAAAGAGGAGAUAAGGUUUGACACCUGGCUUUCUUCUCAUUUAAAGCUGCCCCCCAGCUCCCUGCUCAGCUACUCGGGCAACUACACGGACGAUGCCAAGAGCUGGCGGCUGGUGGACAUCACCCGGCUGACCUCCAAGUACCAGCACGACCGGGCGGACAAGCGCAUCUGCACCUCCCUGCUCAGGACCAAGAGCUGCAGCCUGGAGCGCGCCCUGCGCCGCACCCAGCGCUUCCAGAAGUGGCUGCGGGCCAAGCGCCUCACGCCCGACCUGGUCCAGGGCCUGCCCAGCCCCAUGCUGCGCUGCCCAUCCCAGCGCCUCCUGGACAGGAUCGUGCGGCGCUACGCCGAGGUGCCGGACGCCGGCAGCAUCUACAUGGAUCACCUCACAGACCGGGACAAGCUGCGCCUGCUGUACACCCUGGCAGUGAACUCACACCCCAUCCUCCUACAGAUCUUCCCCGACGUGGAGGGCUGGCCCUUCCCGCGGUACCUGGGCUCCUGCGGGCGCCUGGUGGUCAGCGCCAGCACCCGGCCCCUGCGCGACUUCUUCGGCGCCGCGCCCGAGGUGGCCGCAGACCUGGCCCUGCAGCUCCUGGCCGUGCUGCGCUCCAUGGCCACCAACGACCUCAACUACUUCUUCUACUUCACCCACGUGGACGCUGGCACCUUCGGCGUGUUCAGCAACGGGCAUCUGUUCAUCCGGGAUGCCAGCACGCUGGGCAUCAUCGACAAGGAGGAAGGGAGCCAGCUGAUCGAUGGCCAGCAGGAGUAUAAAGAUAUCUUCAGCUGCCUGACUGUGGACUGCCAGGCUGCCUUUGUGUCCUGUGACUCCAUCAGGGAGAAGCACAGCCUCGUCAUGGUGUGUCAAGACCUCCUGCCGAAGCUGCUGAUGGGGAAGUUCCUGCCCCCCGUGCAGGAGAGGAUCCACGCCUUCCUGGAGCACUGCGCCCGCGGCCUCGGCGACGACCGCGGUGCCAGCGAGGCCAUGGAGGAGCUGGCAGAGAUCCUGAAACCUCUGCGCUCCUGCGACUCCCGCUUCGCCUACCGCUACCCUGACUGCAGAUACAGUGACAAAUACUGACACUGGAGCUGCCCCUGCUGGCACUGGGGCAGUGUCAGCCCCGUCCCAGCGCGGGAAGUGAGAAGGAACCAGGGUGGCUGGAAAGAGCUGCCCCAAAUCUGGGGCGUUCUCGGUGUAAGAGAGAGCAGAGUGCACGUGGGAUUUAUUGUUCGCCUCCCAGAGAUGCAUUUGUUACAUGGGAUAUAGACAGAUGUAUGGUUUAGACAUGGUUUCUGGAUUAUUAACAUUGUCAUGACUGACAGGGGGCCACAGGAUUAAUAAAUCUCAUUCACGUGUUUUGGCCUUGGAAGAGUUUCCCAUGCCAUUUGUUGAAAAGCAAGGCAGGAUGCUCACAACCAGCUAGACAGUGGAUCUUUAUUGCCAAGAAACUCUUUCUGAUGGAGAUGAUAUAUAAAUAAUAUGGGAUGGAUGGAUGGAUGGAUGGAUGGAUGGAUGGAUGGAUGGAUGGAUGGAUGGAUGCAUUUAAGAGUUUCCCUGUGGCUAUUUUUAAUGUGCUAAGAAUCAUAGAUAAACUGAACGACCAGAUCAGUUCUGUACCAUCACCCAUCACAUCUUGCUUUUAUAAAAUAUUUUGACUUUAUUACUUUGACGGAACACAGAACAGAAAGACACAAUCAAAAGCAUUAAAAAGCUAAAGGUU
Messenger RNA from Pyrgilauda ruficollis (rufous-necked snowfinch), 2084 nucleotides. RefSeq names its product divergent protein kinase domain 2B (gene DIPK2B). The transcript has 5 exons. Bases 152 to 1444 code for a protein of 430 amino acids. The record is from RefSeq and is a predicted model, not a curated record. Lineage: Eukaryota; Metazoa; Chordata; Aves; Passeriformes; Passeridae.